Molecule: messenger RNA, 5414 nt
Organism: Phasianus colchicus (ring-necked pheasant)
Lineage: Eukaryota; Metazoa; Chordata; Aves; Galliformes; Phasianidae
Gene: RBL1
Product: RB transcriptional corepressor like 1
Biological process (GO): negative regulation of G1/S transition of mitotic cell cycle; cell differentiation; regulation of transcription by RNA polymerase II
Cellular component (GO): nucleus; transcription regulator complex; chromatin
Molecular function (GO): RNA polymerase II transcription regulatory region sequence-specific DNA binding
Source: RefSeq, a predicted model, not a curated record
GCCAUGUCCCGCGCCGAGCCGCCGUCCGAGCCCGAGCUCGGCGCCGCCGUCGAGCGGCUGUGCCGGGAGCUCAACCUGGACGCGGGCAGCGCGGCCGAGGCGCUCCGCGACUUCACGGCGCUGCGCGGCACCUACAGCCUGGAGGGGGACGCGCAGCACUGGCUGGCCUGCGCUCUGUACGCCGCGUGCCGCCGCAGCGUGCUGCCCACCGUGGGGAGCGGCCUGAUGGAGGGCAACUGCGUGUCGCUGACCCGGAUCCUGCGCUCCGCCAGGCUCAGUUUGAUUCAGUUCUUUAGCAAAAUGAAGAAGUGGAUGGACAUGUCGAAUGUGCCGCAGGAGUUCCGGGAGCGGGUGGAGAGGCUGGAGAGGAACUUCGAGGUGUCCACCGUCAUCUUCAGGAAGUUUGAACCGAUAUUUUUGGAUAUCUUUCAAAACCCUAACGAGGAAACUUCGAAACCCCAACGGAGCAGGAAGCAGAGGCGGGUGCUGUGUGGUGUUAAGGAUCUCUUCAACUUCUGCUGGACCCUGUUUGUGUACACUAAGGGUAAUUUCCGUAUGAUUGGGGAUGAUUUAGUAAAUUCUUAUCAUCUACUUCUGUGCUGCUUGGACCUGGUUUUUGCAAAUGCCGUUUUGUGCCCAAAUCGAAAAGAUUUGCUAAAUCCAUCAUUUAAAGGCUUACCAGCAGACUUCCGUGCACCAGAGAUGAAAGCCUCAGAGGACCCUCCGUGCAUCAUUGCCACGCUCUGUGAGCUGCAUGAUGGGCUUCUCGUGGAAGCAAAAGGAAUAAAGGAGCACUACUUCAAGCCAUACAUUUCAAAGCUGUUCGAUAGGAAGAUCUUAAAAGGAGAAUGUCUGUUGGAUCUUUGCAAUUUUACAGAAAAUAACAAAGCACUGAAUAAAGAGUAUGAGGAGUAUGUUCUAACAGUGGGGGACUUUGAUGAGAGAGUUUUCCUAGGAGCAGAUGCUGAGGAAGAAAUUGGCACUCCUCGGAAAUUUCCUGCAGACUUGCAAGUGGGGAAAACAGCAGCAAGAGCUCACGUGGAGUGUCACCUUCAGCAGCACUUCGAAAAGAAAAGGUCAUUUGCACCUUCAACUCCUCUGACUGGAAGAAGAUACCUACGAGAAAAGGAAGCUGUCAUCACUCCUGUUGCUUCAGCCACACAAAGUGUGAGUCGGUUGCAGAACAUUGUGGCUGGGUUGAAAAAUGCACCUAGUGACCUGCUUAUAGCUAUUUUUGAGUCUUGUGCACGCAGCCCUGCAGAAAGCAUCAUGAACAGAGUGAGAGAAAUAGGGGAGACGUUCUGUCACAGCUACACUCAGCCAACAGACGAACUGCCAGGAUCUCAUAUAGAUUUUGCUGUAAACAGAUUAAAACUGGCAGAGAUAUUGUACUAUAAGAUCUUGGAGACUAUAAUGGUACAAGAAAUGCGAAGACUGCAUGGGAAGGACAUGACUGCUCUCCUGGAACAAGAUGUGUUUCACCGCUCCCUCAUGGCGUGCUGCUUGGAGAUCGUGCUUUUUGCAUACAGCUCUCCUCGCACCUUUCCCUGGAUAAUCGAAGUGCUUGACCUCAGGCCAUUCUAUUUUUAUAAGGUAAUUGAAGUACUGAUUCGGUCUGAAGAAGGACUUUCCAGAGACAUGGUGAAGCACCUCAACAGCAUUGAGGAGCAAAUCCUUGAGAGCCUUGCCUGGACUCGGGAUUCAGCACUGUGGACUGCUCUCCAGGCUUCAGGAAACAGGGUUCCCACCUGUGAAGAAGUAAUAUUUCCCAAUAAUUUUGAAGCAAACAAUGGAGGAGGUGGGCUUGGGCAUUUGCCUAUGAUGCCAAUAUCUCCUAUAGUUCAUCCUCGAGUAAAAGAGGUUCGGACAGAUCUUGGCGGGAGUUUAAGACGGGACACUCAGCCAUUGUCACCAAUCUCUGUGCACGAGCGCUACAGUUCCCCUACAGCAGGAAGUGCCAAGAGAAGACUCUUUGGAGAUGACAGCCCCAAAGAAAUGCAGAUGGAAAAGAUUUUAACAGAGGGUACGAAGUUGACAAUUGCUCCAGCAUCAAGCAUUGCUGCUGAAAAUGUAUCCCUCUCUCCUGGGCAGACAGUACUGACUGUGACAACAGCAACGGUAGCAGGAAAAGCAGGACAGAAAGUUACUAUUCCACUGCAAGGUAUUGCAAACGAGUUGGGUGGGAUCACAUUGAUUCCCAUUUCGAUGAACCUAGGUCAGGCACCUAAAAUAGAGGCUCAGGAUCUCUGCCACCCUCAGGUGAAUCAGGAUCAAGAAGUGCAUCUGUCAUCAGGAAACAAACCAAAGAAAACAGGAUCCCUGGCACUAUUUUACAGGAAGGUUUACCACCUGGCAAGCGUGCGCUUGCGUGACCUGUGUUUAAAGUUGGAUGUCUCCAAUGACCUGCGCAGGAAGAUCUGGACGUGCUUUGAAUUCACAUUGGUUCAUUGUGCUGAUCUGAUGAAGGACAGACAUUUGGACCAGCUUCUCCUCUGUGCCUUUUAUAUCAUGGCAAAGGUCACUAAAGAGGAAAGAACUUUUCAAGAUAUAAUGAAAAGUUACAGGAAUCAGCCACAAGCAAACAGCCAUGUUUAUAGGAGUGUUUUGUUAAGAAAUACUUCUGCCAAUGUCCUUUUGGAGAGAAAUGCAAACCAAGAUGUACAGAUGGCAGGAGACUCAUCUGUGAAAAGUGGUAAUUCCUUGGGAAGAUCGACAGCGGAGGACUCCACUGAGCUGGGAACAGAGGAGAGAGGAGAUCUCAUUAAAUUCUACAAUGCAGUCUAUGUAGGAAGAGUAAAAUCUUUUGCACUGAAGUAUGAUAUCACAAAUCAGGAUCAUGUAAUGGAAGCCCCCCCCUUGUCUCCGUUCCCCAGCAUUAAGCAGCAGCCGGUGUCUCCUCGGCGCAUCUCUCAGCAGCACCCUGUUUAUGUCUCACCUCACAAGAACAGUGCCUGCUUGACGCCUCGAACUGCGCUCCUGUAUAAAUUCAAUGGGAGCCCUUCCAAGAGUUUGAAGGAUAUCAACAAUAUGAUAAAACAAGGUGAACACAGGAGUAAGAAACGAGCAAUAACAAUUGAUAGUGACACUGAGCCCCCUAUGAAGCGACUCUGCCAGGAAAAUGAUGAUGUUCUACUGAAGCGCCUUCAGGAUGUUGUCAGUGAAAGAGCAAAUCACUAAAGCUGCCAGUUUUCUGUGGGAUCUCAGAGCUAUCUUGAUCAGGUUGAUAUAGCAGUAGUGCUAUCACUUCCUUAUAAGAUGUGGUAUAUGCAGACAACUGCCUAGUUUUGUUAAUGUUGAACCUCUGGCUUCCACAGGAUGCAGGAAGCAAGAGUUAGGUAGUAAGUAAUGGAGAAUGGAAGGUGGUUUCAUUCCCAGAGAAUAUACUGUACUGUAGGUUACUCUCUUUGAGCUGUUUUAGGAAAAGAGUGAUCUGCAGAAAGCUGUGGUGGAUGUUCUUGAGCCUAAUCUAGAUUAUUUAAGUUCUGAGUGUAACUCAGCUUCUGGUAACCAUUUUAUUUUUAGAAUUAAAACAGUAAGGAAAUGAGUGAAAUCGGUUAAGUUUCUCAAGCUUUGGUACUUGAGGUAGAAACUUUGUAAGUGCCUUAUUUCUAAAAGAAUGUGGAGUUAACUGGAGAGGAGAACAGACUGAUUCAGUCUCAGAAAGAGUGGAGCAGUUCUGAAGUGUAUCUGUCCUGUGCUGUUAUCUCCUGUCAGAGCUUCAGCAAAAGUGUAUGUUGCAACAUGGAUCAGAGUGUAGAACGUGAAUCAGAAAGCAGAAGCAGCAACAGUUUAAAUUGAACACCAACAACGGGAAAAGCACAGAGAUACCUUUCUGAAUAGGUCUGAAUUACCCUUCUCCUAAGCCAGUGAGCACUGCUGUGGGAGCUGCUCUUUUCCAAUGGGAAGCUUGAUUGCUGCCUUGCUGUAGAAGCUGUUGAUAGGAAUCGUAGCUUAAUUGCGAAGACCUACAAGUUGAUUACAGUUGGAAAGACAGCUUGGGCUUCAACUGCCUUACAGCUGUUGAAAUGUGCAAAUUCAUUUAACACAUUAUGUAACUCUACAUUUUAUUUUAAGAUCUUACUCUCUUGUUGUGUAGUAUCUACACUGAAAGUAAACCCAUCGGAUAAGGUAUGUUUGUAUAUAUGAUUUUUAUAGCUUCUGAAGGAUUGGUUUCAUUGGAAAUGUGUAAGUUCUUAUUUCUUAUAAUGAAGUUGUUAACACUGAGGGAUUUUAUAGGAUUUAUUUUACCAAAACUGAAAGAGUCGUGUUUACUGUAAGUCAGUAUUUUGAUCUUAUUUCUUAAUCGCAUUUAAAGUUAGAGCCGUACAGAAACUUCUCAGCACUGUAUUGUGUGUGUAUGUGUGUGUGUGUGUGUGUAUGUGUAUGUAUUAUGCUGGAAAAAAUAACAGUUCCAUAGGAUUUGUGCUAAGGGCUCUGUUCACUUUGUUGUUUGGUUUGUUUAGUAUGUGCUGCCAAGUCUGCUGUGCUGCACUUACAGGAAGAAAGCUUGUGUGAUCUCAAACAGCCACAGCUAGUGCAUUGGCCAGGGCCAUGGUGGGAGAGUGUAUGUAUACUGUAUGUGUGCAGGGACCCUACUCAGCAAGGAUAGGAUGUUUACAAACCAGUUCAUUUGGAUCUUUAACUACUUUGAUUUUUGACUUCCAAAAAAAGGUGCUCAUUUCUGGAAGGUGUGACAUAUGGAGCUGCAGUAUGGGGUAAUGGAUGCAGAUGCACAGAAUGCAGAUUCUUCGGUUCCUUUAAUCUUACUCAAUUUGAAUAUUUGUCUUCAGACUGUGAGACAAAAUGUACAAUAGAAAUGAACUUUGUCUUGAUCCACUCAUCUCUGCAGUUACAACCAUAUCCCUUCAGUGCAUAACCCAGACCCUAGAAGCCUCCUGCGUUGUAGGGGAAAUGAGGCAUCCUGACUUAGCCUUACUUGCAGGAUCACUGCAGCCUUUAUUGGUGAUGAAUAUAACCUCAGGCUUAACAGGGUUACGUUUUUCAGCAGUAUUGCAUGGUAAGAACGUAGCUGAUUCGGUUGUGAUGUAGCAUCCCUGGAAGAUCGUUGAUGAUUCCUUGGGUUGAAAGGGGCCUCAGGGAUCCUCAAGCUCCAUCCCCCCACCAUCUCUCCCUACCACAUGUACGCCUCCCACACUCCUGCAGCCUUCUCUGGAAUGGCAGAGAGAUGAUGGUGCUAAGAUCCUCGCCAGUGUCAUUAAGCACAGCGUUUUUUCAUUAGAAAAAUGGAUGUACUACAACUGGAUGCAGUUCAGAUUUUUCACCUAUGUAGGUGACAAUAUGAAAAACGUUUUUGGACUUGCUGAACAGCUGAAGCAGUGUGUGAAACUUUUGUAGCGGUUUAAAGUGCCUUCACAUGUAAGUAUGUAUUUUAUAAUAAAAAUAUAUUAACCUGA